UGCUAUCUAAGAUCUUGGAGCGCUUUUAUGGUCUACAUCUACUUGGUUACCUUCAAGAACACAACUUGCUCACCAGUUCUCAAUUUGGAUCACGACCUUUCCACUCUUGUGAAACAAUGUUACUCCAACUUACAGACUCGCUACUUAAUGAUAUGGACAAAGGAAAUCUCAGCGGAAUUCUCCUUAUAGACUUCCGGAAAGCGUUCGACCUUAUAAGCCAUGACCUCCUACUACAGAAACUUGCCAUUUAUGGUAUUAAAAAUUCAACACUCCAGUGGUUCAAGUCUUAUCUCACGGAACGAAAGCAAUUAGUGUCCAUCGGACGUGCAACUUCAGAUCUCCUACCAGUACAUACCGGUGUUCCACAAAGUUCAUCACUUGGACCACUUCUCUUCAUUUUAUUCAUCAACGACAUAUACCAUUUGUUAACAAAAAAUGCAAUUCCUACUCUUAUGUGGAUGACACCACCAGUACCUUGGUCAAGUCAGGGACACUGA
Molecule: messenger RNA, 497 nt
Organism: Paramuricea clavata
Lineage: Eukaryota; Metazoa; Cnidaria; Anthozoa; Malacalcyonacea; Plexauridae
Source: the annotation of a GenBank genome assembly